Molecule: messenger RNA, 447 nt
Organism: Adineta ricciae
Lineage: Eukaryota; Metazoa; Rotifera; Eurotatoria; Adinetida; Adinetidae
Source: the annotation of a GenBank genome assembly
AUGAUCAGUCGUUCAUUAUCACAUAUCUAUCAAGUGUCGAAUGAUUUUAUCGAUAUCACAUCGCCGGCCAAAACUCUUCGAGAAGAAGCAGCACUUCUUCCAUCUGAUGCUCCCGAUCGACGGGAGCUAUUUCAAACAGCUAUUCAAACAUUUCCCACCCAUUCAUCCACAUUAACACAAACAGCGCAUUUAGUUACCAAUGGAACUUCUUGUCGGUGGAAACCAUCAACAUCAUCGUUUCACAACUUAUGGGAAGAUUCUCACAUUGUCUGUUCGUCUCCUCACUGGCAGGCUAUUUUUCUCGAAGAAGCAAUUAUUCACGAUACUCAACAAACAGAAAAAGUCAUGGCUGAUUUGAGUCCUUUGAUUAUCGUUGAUAGCACUUCGAAUGUAAUUCAGAUGCGAAAUGUACCACUCGAAGAAACUUUUCCAUAUGAUGCGUUAUAG